Rhizophagus irregularis DAOM 181602=DAOM 197198 is the source of this 754-nucleotide messenger RNA. RefSeq lists its product as uncharacterized. Lineage: Eukaryota; Fungi; Glomeromycota; Glomeromycetes; Glomerales; Glomeraceae. The record is from RefSeq and is a predicted model, not a curated record.
UAUAUAACUUCAAUGCUAUUACUAUUAAAAUGGUUCAAUUUCAUUGUUUCUAGCAAAUCUCUAUAUAUUUCUUUUCUUUUGAUCUAUGUAUUAAACAACGCCAUAGACUUCAUUUUUAUUUCUCUAGCCGUAAAGAGAAAUUACGUUGACAAGACAAAUCUUUCUUUUGCGUUAGUACCUAUUAUAAUCGUUUUUUUUAUUGGGGUUUUGAUAUUUAUAUGUAACGUUUGCCUGGAGGAUAAUGCAACGUCGAAAGAUAAGGAAGAUAAAGAAGCACAGAAAGCGUCAAAAGAUGAGGAAACGUCGAAUGAUGUUGACGCGCUGAAUAUUGUUGUAGUAUCGUACGAGAAAGCACCGAAAGAUGAGGAAGCAUUGAAAGCUGAGAAUGAAGAAUUCAAAAGGCAAAGGUGGAUAAGUGUAUUUUGUGGUAGCCUGAUAACCUGUACAAUCGUUGGGCCUUCAGUUCUUUGGAUAAAGUCUUAUAUAAUACUGGGGUUUAUUGCUUAUAUGAUAGAAGAACUUCUCAAAAAAUUGAAGAAAAGAAAAGUUGGAGAAGCAAAAUAAGAGAAAAUAAACCGACAAAUAAAAGUUAAAAGUUAAAGUUGACAUGUAACAUGGAUAUAAUAGGGUAUACGCCGAAUAAAAAUUAUUGUAAUUAUGUGUAUAUAAAUAGUGCCAUUUCGCUCAUAAUAUUUUUAACCAAGUAUGUACAAUAAAAUAUAUUAAAUACAUGUACUGUAUAUACAGUCAAAGC